This is a messenger RNA of Capsicum annuum, 1566 nucleotides long. RefSeq names its product protein PHLOEM PROTEIN 2-LIKE A10. NCBI's taxonomy places the organism in Eukaryota, Viridiplantae, Streptophyta, Magnoliopsida, Solanales, Solanaceae. The record is from RefSeq and is a predicted model, not a curated record. The transcript has a single exon. Bases 407 to 1474 code for a protein of 355 amino acids.
UCGGAGGCUCCACCAGCAGUGACGGAGGUUCAUCCAAAUCCUUUUCGACAGAAAAUUAUAUUAUAUAUAUAUAAUUAAAAUUAUUUUUAAUAUAUGUUCACUUGUGAAUUCUUGUGUCAAUUCUGACUCCGCCACUGUCCACUAAUUGUCCUAAUCUAAGUCGUUCUUAUCAGAAGAUUCAUAGUACAUACACUUGUUUCUACUGAAUCAGCAUCUUCUUCUGUGACCCUCCACUCCGUCCUCCCUCCGCAUUUUUUGUUCUUCCAGAUUAAGCAAGUCUUACUGAUAAUCUGCCUACAACAUAAAGUGUCUUGGUUGUUAUUUUUGGCAUAUUGAAUCUGGAUCCCUUUUAGUUUUCAAAAUUAAGGUCCUGCAAUCAAAAUUGAACAUCAAGAUUGGCAUCUGUAUGGCUUUGAAUUAUAUGGAUAUGACGCUAAUAAAAAAGGGUAUGCGAUAUACUCAAGAAAACAAGAACUUUCUUGUUGCUUUGGGAGCUCUUGGUGUCACCGGUUUUGGUGCAUAUAAAGCUUAUUACUCACCUUCUAUGAUAAUAAAGAGGCAAAGAUUGUUGAAGCUUCUUGGUUCAGUUGUUUCUUUAGCUGAAAUGGUGUCUGAUUCUGCUGAUACAAUUGGGAUUUUCUCUAAAGAGCUCACGGAAUUUAUACUGUCAAAUUCUGAUCAAAUUCCUACUAGUUUGAGGCAGAUUUCCAAGAUUCCUAGUUCCGAUGAGUUUUCUGAGUCCAUUGUUAAGGUCACUAGUGCUUUGACUAUUGGGGUUCUCCGUGGUUAUCAUCAAGAAACAGAGAAAGUGGAUUUCGGAUUGUUCCACCUUGUUGUAAAUAAACUAUUUUCUGAUGCAGGAUGUGGUUUCGCUUCUGUAAUUGUGGGGAGUUUCGCAAGGAAUGUGGUACUGGCUUUUUGUUCUGUUAAAAAGGGUUCGGAUUUUGAUUACUGUGUUCCUGAAAAGUACAGAGAACUGAUAGGGAAUUGUGUACAAGUAUUUGUGAGCACUGCUGUUACUGUUUAUCUCGACAAAACAAUGAACAUCAACACCUACAAUGAGAUCUUUUCUGGGUUGACAAAUCCCAAGAACGAAGUUAAAAUGAGAGAAAUGCUAGUGGCCAUAUGUAACGGUGCAACAGAAACUUUUGUCAAAACUUCUCAUCAAAUUUUGACAAGUGCAGAGAUGGACAAUGAAGUAUCUACUGCUUUAAUUGUGCCGGACGAUAAGCGGUAUAUUCUUGAUUUGACUGGGAGAGUUAUUUUUGACUGUGUUAGAUCUUUUCUGGAGUUUCUGCUGGAGAAGUUGUGGGAGUGUUUGAGAAGAUAUGUAGAAUUUACGAAUGAGAUGGUUUUGGAGAGGAGUGCUGAAGCUUAUAGGUUUGUGAGUGACAAGUACUCUGCUGUUGUUAGCUUAUGUCUUUCUUUGUGUGUAGACAUACUUAAUGGUCCUUGGAUUUUGGUUUUGAAUUAAGUUUAUCAUUAUUAAUUGUACAAUUUUUCAUCAUUGGCGUUCUUGGUUGGUAGUUGAAUUCAACUGUUGCAAAGUCAAUGAAUUUACCAUUG